ACUGAGAUCAAAACUUUACUGGUUGUUGUAGUUGUUGAUAACACUAUUUACAAUACAACAGAUCCACAGAAAGACAAACAUGUAGCCCAUUUAAUGUUUAAAGUCAGUCUAAGCCAUGAAAUAAAGUCUUUUAAUCGUUUUUAUUGGUGCUGUGAAUACAUUGAGAGCCCCAAGUGAGGGCUGGAGAGAAAUCAUUUGCUGUCGAGCAGCUUCUUGCCUUCCAUCAAAAACACUGUUUGAAGGGGCUUUUUCGAGACAACCACGCGAUCAUACAACCUGUGAAGAAACGUGCACAGUCACACACACACACACUCUGCAACAUUUUUUUUUAAUUCACACAAAGCUCUGUGCGUUUCUAACAGCGCCCGCUGAAGAGACAGCUCCUCAACAAAAAAAGAGCGGAAUCCCGUGAACACGCCCUUAUUCCCACAAGACGUGAACGCCGCAUUAAUCACCCCUCACUCGUGGGCGUGGUCUCGCCUGAAGAGGGAGGAGUUGUUUGUGUGCGCGUGUGUGUGUUUGUGUGCGUGUUGUGUGCGUGUGUCUGUGUGUGUCCUCCCUGGCCGCAUGAGAUGAGCUGCCUGCAGUCUUUGCAGCCACUGUUUUCGCCUCCACCUCCUCCUCCUCCUCCACCACCACCUCCUCUCCUUGCCUCUGUCUAUCUGUCCAGUCCGGGAAUGUUGACCACCGUGGCCUGAUCCGCUGCUGCCGACUGUCCCUUCAUCUCCACUGCCACUCUCCGUGUUUGUCUCUGACGGCCGUAGUCCUCCUCCAACUGCUCCGGCUGUGAGGUUGCCGCUCUAUCCAUCACGCAGGCAAAAUUGUUAGCGUGAGCUGAGAAACGCAAAAAAAAAAAAAAAACAUGGCUGUGGCCGGAUGCCCGGAUUAUUUCCUGCAUCACCCAAAUUAUCAGCAGGACAAUAUAGACCGGUCCUCCAAUCACAGACAAGCUGACCUCAUUGGUCCAGCCUUCCAGCAAUCAGCCAAUCGGAGUUCUCCAAACCAUCAAGAGGAUGACGUUGAUCUUGAGGCCCUGGUGAAUGAUAUGAACUCCUCGCUGGAGAGCCUGUACUCCACCUGCAGUGGUCAGCAGACAGAGUCCACCCCACUGCUGCACAAUGGACAGGUCUCUUCCUCACACCAGCACCAUCACCACCAUCACACGCAACACAACCAGCCUCGGCAUGGUCAAAGCCACGUCUCACCAGAGCUGCCCUCCUCCUCGUCCGCGGUCUCACCUCAAAGUGGCCUCCGACGGUCACAACCCAUGCACAUCCUCGCUGUCAGGAGGCUGCAGGAAGCGGAGCAGCAGCUGAGGACAUCGUCUCUCCCAGCCAUCCCGAACCCUUUCCCCGAGCUCUGCAGUCCAGCCAGCUCUCCUGUCCUCAGCCCUGGCUCCCUACCUCCCGGAGAACCCUCUACUGGCAACUAUAUCGUGAAGAUCUUCAGUGAAGACGGCCUGGGUAAAGUGGUGGAGAUCCCAGCCGACAUGACAGCCAGAGACCUGUGCCAGCUCCUGGUUUAUAAAAGCCAUUGUGUGGAUGACAACAGUUGGGCACUUGUUGAACACCACCCGCUGCUAGGACUAGAGCGCUGUCUAGAGGACCAUGAGCUGGUGGUCCAUGUCCAGGCCUCCAUGAACAGCGACAGUAGAUUCCUCUUCAGGAAGAACUAUGCCAAAUAUGAAUUCUUCAGAAACCCUCUGACAUUUUUCCCGGAGCAGAUGGUUGCAUGGUGCCAGGAAACCAGUCGUACAAUUCCACCCUCUCAGCUCCUUCAGAACUUCCUGACAACCAGUAGCUGUCCGGAGAUCCAGGGGCAUCUGUAUGUGAAGGAGGUGGGCAGGAAGUCGUGGAAGAAAGUUUACAUGUUCCUGCGGCGCUCUGGACUCUACUGCUCCACGAAAGGAACUUCAAAGGAGCCCAGACAUCUACAGUUACUAGCAGACCUUGAAGACAGCAACAUCUUCACUGUCAUCACAGGCAAAAAGCAGCACGGUGCGCCCACAGACUACGAGUUCUGUAUCAAGCCCAAUAAAGGUCGAGGGGAGAUGAAGGAGUUGAGGAUGCUGUGUGCCGAGGACGAGCAAGGCAGGACUUGUUGGAUGACUGCCUUCAGACUCUUUAAGUAUGGGAUUGUAUUGUACCAGAAUUACAAGAUUCCCCAACAAAGAAAAACCUUACUUUCUCACUUCUCAGCACCUGUGCGGAGUGUGUCGGAGAACUCCCUCGUGGCAAUGGAUUUCUCAGGGAGGAUAGGCAGGGUGAUUGACAACCCUGUGGAAGCUCAAAGCGCUGCCAUGGAGGAGGGACAUGCGUGGCGGAAGAGGAGUCAACGAAUGAACAUAUUAGGCUCCCACAGUCCACUACACCACUCCUCACUAAGCUCAGUCAUCCACAUAGCUCAGUUGUGGUUUCAUGGCAGGAUAACGAGAGAAGAAUCCCACCGCAUCAUCCACCAGCAGGGACAAGUUGAUGGGUUGUUUCUGCUGAGAGUCAGUCAGAGUAACCCCAAGGCGUUUGUGCUCACAUUGUGCCAUCACCAGAAAAUCAAACAUUUCCAGAUACUACCGUGUGAAGAGGACGGCCAAGUCUUCUUCAGCCUUGAUGACGGCUCCACCAAAUUCACCGACCUGAUUCAGCUGGUGGAGUUCUACCAGCUCAACAGAGGAGUGCUGCCUUGUAAACUCAAACACCCGUGCACCGUCGUGGCCUUAUGACACCUUCGGAUCAUCUGACCCCAUGACCCCCAUCACUUGACCUUGACUCUGCCUAUAAACACAAAACAACCAGAACCUUGCGGUCGCUCGGUUCUUUGUGUUUUUACCUUUAUAAGAAGCUGGUGAAUUGACUGAUGUUUCUUCGUUGUCGUUUAUAUUGUCGUGAGUGACCGACUGCUGACUCGCGGGAUUCCUUUCGGUUUGCAUGGCUGUUUCAAGGAGUCGGAUGCACAACUUGCUCGCGAGGUUCCGCGGUCGAGGACAGAGAGGGUGGAGGAAACGAACACUGCCGUUUGUAUCAAUGCUGUUGCAGAAUCUUCCACAAUCUUGCUACCCAUAGUCAUCAAUAAGCUUGGACACAGUGACCUGAAGGGUGUAUAACACACCUCGAGUGUAGACUGGAUCUCCCUUCAGCUGGACAAUCAGCAGGACAAGUCAGUUCUCGUGGACCACUCUGAGAACAAACUCCAUCACACGUCCUCAAAGAAUAUUCUGUAGGUGGAGAGUUGAUUGUCUCUUAGUUUUGCACUCACCGAACUGGGAAUGGCCUUUGACGGUGCAUGACUUUCUCCGCUGUCGCAUUGCUAAUCUGUGAGAUGGUGCCAGCGCCCUCUAGCGUCGUAGGCAUGUAAGGACAUGUCAGAACUCAACAUGGAUGAGACUGGGAGGCACCCAGAAAGAGUGUUGCUUGUGAGUCCUUUGGGAGUUUGGAAAACGUCAGUGCAAACGUCAGAAAAAAUGGCUGAGGGCAAAUUUGGAACUGGUGAAACAAAGUAUUUUUUUAGUACAAAAUCUGCAUCGUCCACCUUCACAGAAAUUAAUUUUGCUCGUGUCUGACCACACAGGGUUUCCCUUGUUAAUGAUGCAUUCAGGUAUUGUCAUCAGUGUUGUCUUCAGUCCACCUUUUGCAUCCUGGAUAGUUGCAACACCAUUAUUCUAAUAAGCUACAAUAAGGCAAUUCUGUGCUUGUUAUUCUAUCGAAGUACUCACCAAGUAUUUCUCGUGCAACUGCCACAAAAAUGAAUCGGGAUGAAUCAAACCACGGUGUUAUUCAGGGUGAAACACUCAGUAAUAAAGCUAGAAGAUGUAACCAGGUUGACAGUUUUGGCUAUAGUGAUGUUGAAAAGUGAUACUAUUUAGGGGGAAAUAAGCAAGUGCAGCUGCAGCAUACAUGGGCUAAGGCAGGAUGAUACCUGUUGCAAAAAAACAAAACAAAACAAAAUGGAACAAUGGAGAGUUAGUCUAAUGGUCUUCUUAACACAACACAGGAGGGAUAACCACUAGCAUUUCCUUAAGGGGUUUUUCAAGUGACAGCAAAUCAAAGAAAACAAAAAGUGAUUCAUCGGAACGAGAUAAGCCCAGAGAUAUGGUGGAUCCUGAGGGGAAAUAAACAGUUUGUUCCACAAAUUACCUCCUUACUGUUGGAAGCCAGUCAGAUGCUGUCAAAUGCGGUUUUAAUGUGCUCUGCCUCCACAUGGAUAGUAGACUCUGUGCAUUACAUUCCAUACAACGCGGCCUUUUUUUUUUUUUUUUUCUUUUUUUUUUUUGCCUGGAAGUACUUGUGAACCAAUAGUGUCACACAUACACCUACUGCCUACUGUGCGCCACCUUUAUAAGAAUUAGGUUAUCUGCUGUUGCUACAGUGUAAUUAGAGAAGAAUAGCAUAAAAACAAAUGAUAGCUGAAUGUCCUUUACUUUUUUAGCCUGCUGUUGGAUAAAUUGAAAACACACUAAGAGGUGUGGCAGGGAUGUAAAACUGGAGAUCCCAUUUCAGAAUUCUGAGGACAUACAGCUCUAACUGAGUUAAUUUGAGGGCGCUCAAUACACUUACCCUUUGUCCCAGGCUGUGCAAUUGCAGCAAAAGUCAGUUGUUUUCCUAAUACCGGCCAUGGUCAGUCAAAUAAAGUCCUCCUUUUAAUUGUUUUUCCCCUUUGUGUUUCGGACAGGUCUACGAUUGAGCUCCUGUUAUAAACAUUUGUGAAAGAUUUCAGCGUGGCGUCUCCAGAUGACCCUGAAUAAAUUUCUUUUAACAUAGACAGGGAUACUUUUUUCAGCAUAUGCCUGGCAGAAAAUACACUGAUAACACAUAUAUGACAAAACAUAGCCACCCCAAAUUCAGUGGAAAAUGUUUAGAAGUAUUUCUGUUGACAUUUAUACCGUUCAGUUCAUAACCAUCCUCUCUGGAAUGCCUCAGCACAAACAGCUGUUUUCAUCAUUCUUCUGUUUUUUCGUGGCUACACCUGUAACAGUCCAAGUGUUGACAGUAGCUGAGGUCAGCACCAGUCAGCAGCAGGGGAUUAGAUAUCCAUUUGUACUCAUGUGUAAUGCAACGUGAACAGCCAUGAUUUACUUACCUGCAGGUUGUCUUAAAGUGUGUUGAACAUCAGAGAUGCAGAAUAACCGCACCACAUCGACUCUCUGUGCAUGGUCACCGUUAUUUAUCUAAGAUGCAAUGACUCAAUCUUUUUUUUUUUUUUUUUUAAGUAUUGUUGCAGCAAAAAAUUAUUUAUUUAUCUGGAUGUGACUGAUUACUUGAAAACUUUUAGAUUUCUUUUUUCUCUGCGCUGUUCUGUACUGUUUUCUUUUGUCAUUACCAUGAAAUGAUUGACCAGUUUGAUUUAUGGUUCUAAUUAUUAUUAUUAUUAUUAUUAUUAUUAUUAUUAUUGUAAUGACGUAGCGUCUAUUGAUGUAUUUUGUUUUCUCUUUUUUUGUUUCAUCUUGUCAUCAUCAACACAUGUUGUGAAGUGAUGUUCACAAAGCACACUGGCAUCCAUUAGUGUUAACGUUGUCAUUCCAAUAGAUGACAGGUGGAAUGUUGUAAAAUUGAAAACAAAAAAAACCCUGAGUUUCCCAAAGCAUUGGUCACUAAGUUCAUUUUAAAUGCUUUUGAAUACAAUUCUCAUCCCUCUCAGAUCUAUAAAAAUACCUUCUUUUAUAAAUUCUUCUCAUCGCUGUUUCAUGGUGUAAGACACUAGGAAAAAAAAGAUAUUAAUUCAAGUAAUAAAGCCACAAAUGUUUUGGGGAAAAGUGGGUUGAGUAAGCCUCAACGUUCUCAUAACCACUGUUUGAACACCUUGCCUUGAAAGAAUUGUAGGGGAAAAAAAGCCCCCACGUGUAAUUCAAACCACGCCAGAGCUUCAUUGUAAGAUUGGUCACAGCAUGGACCCCCUUUCAGCAGACAGUAGCCAGGUUUAGACAUGUGAAUGACCGGGGAUUUUGAGUGUAUGUGGAUUCUUGUCACUGAUAUUUGUCGGGUAGAUAUUUGGAAGAAUCUGGAUUAUGACAACACAGAAAUGCAUUUGUAGUUGCAGAAAGUCAUCUCAAGCUAUUGAGACAUCUCUGAAAUGUUGACUCUAGCUCUUCUAAGUCUUCUACUAGCUCCGAACUUUCCUGAAUGGUAGCAGAUGUCGACAGGUGAGGGACUGAUGGCCUUUAAGGUGGAGUUACUAUCGAUGAAAAACUGCUAUAUUCACAGGGUCUCGCUCUUCAUGCAAAGGCAGAAAGUAAAUUCAACUAGUGAACACAUGAAAAAGAAAAGUCAGGGGAGCUGGAUAGCCACGUUUUCACUCUUAACAGAAAUGAAUGUAACUGGGUUGCUCAGGGUUGACGUGGAGCAUGUUCAAAACUACUGGUCCAUCAGACGUCUCGGACUUCAAUGUACAAGAUGAUGAUGGAUUCAUAAAUAUUUUUUAGUUCCAUUGAGGUGGGGGUCGUUACAGCAGUGAUUUGUCCAUUGUAUGAACCACCAACCAACUUGAAAAGUAUACUUGCAGAAGACUUGAGUAGAUCCAGUACUGUUUAAAGAGUACAGCCAACAGUGUUGUUAAUGCUAUCGUUCAAGCUGUUUAUGAAAAAGCCUAAAAUCCUUGCCUGGCCACCGGAGCUGAUAUAAAAAACUGGUCACAGUUCAUGAAAAAAAAAACACCAUCCGCUCUACUAAAUUAGAAUCAAAUCUGUAUAAUUUAAUCAUAUUUCCUUGUGUCUCACAGUGUUAAUCAAACAGACACUCGUCACAGUGUCAGUUUUGGUAGCCAGGUAACGUGCAACAGCAGAUGGUGCCUCUUAUGACUCUUCCUCUGCAAAAAAAAAAACCCGGCCUGACGUGGACCAAAUCUCAGACAAAGCUAUUAUUUAGAGGGGGACCGUUGACACUCAACAACCUUUUCAAUUUGAAUAAGUACUCGAUGACGGCACUCCUAAUUAUUUUGGCGAGAGGUGAUGGAGAACAAACACUCUCGUUCUCAGUUUAAGUUUCAGUUUACUUUCGGGAAGUGAAUCGGCCCUGAUCCUGCAACGAUGGAUUAUUUGAUUAUCAUCUUGACUCUUGUGCAUCCUCAUAACACUGUCACAAUGCAAGAUACCGUGGCUGUACAAAUGAGUAAAGUAAAAAAAAUAUAUAUAUAUCUAUAUAUAAAAAUAUAAACUAUUAUGUAUUUCAGGGAAUGCAAAAAAGAAAACAGUAACUUAUCUCUUUUUUGUAAGAGAGAGCUCCUGUGUUCAAAAUGUGCUUUGCUUCAAUCUGUAAAUAGUUGAAUGGCUUAUAAAUCUUAAUUGUAACCUUUUCAGGUAUUUUUGUACAAAUAAGGGACUGAUAUAUUCUGUUUAUUGUAAUUAGAAUAAAACAUUAAUACAUUGAUAUAA
This is a messenger RNA of Acanthopagrus latus (yellowfin seabream), 7360 nucleotides long. RefSeq names its product growth factor receptor-bound protein 10b (gene grb10b). Gene Ontology annotation, biological process: negative regulation of insulin receptor signaling pathway; insulin receptor signaling pathway; negative regulation of Wnt signaling pathway. Lineage: Eukaryota; Metazoa; Chordata; Actinopteri; Spariformes; Sparidae. The transcript has 17 exons. Gene Ontology annotation, molecular function: insulin receptor binding. The coding region runs from base 863 to 2719 and encodes 618 amino acids. The record is from RefSeq and is a predicted model, not a curated record.